UCGUAUAAAUAGUCCCUUCUUAAUUCUUAUAACAAUAUUAUCCCCCUUUUAUUUGGCUUUGCUCCCAUAAUAAUAAAAUAAAAUAAAAAAAAAUUGCUACGUCAUCAUCAUUGCCUCUCUCAAAUUUAAAGUUUUUCCGAAAAGAAUUGGAAAGAAAAAAGAGUACUGCCAUUGUCGUCAUGAGCUGAAAACCAAAUCAACUGCCACCUAAACUCUCUCUCUUUUCUCUCUCCUUUUUUUUUUUUUUUUUUUUUAAUUGUUUUGCCACCUAAACCCUAACCACCACAACAACCACCUGGUCUCACUGUCGCACCACCACCCCUCCACCUUGAAAUGAUAUAACUUCACCGCCACAACCAUCGUGAAUCUGAAAAACCCGGCUUCCAUUAUCCCUCUCCUAAAAAAAACCCAUGCUCCCAGAAAUGGGAUCUAUUGUCCCAUUUCCAGACCUUAAUCUCGACCCAAACCCCGGUGUCGCCUCCACUUCUACUGGUACCCCAAGCACCGGCGUUCCAACCACCCCUUUCCGCCGUCCGAAGCUCGAAAUCCGGGUCAAAUCUGAACCAAUUGAUGAGCCCAUCUCGGAAAUCCAAACUCCCGAUUUAAUCCCCAGCUCCCCACCUGCAAAUGACUUUGCUUUGGAACCUUCUCCUUCUUCGACUACCGAAGAUUCCAAUGUGUACUCCGAAUUCUGUCGGAUUUCGGAGAUGUUCCGGUCUGCAUUUGCCCAUCAAAUGCAGGGGACUCAACCGCUGGAUUCAAAUUCGGGGGCUAUUGUUGCGGUCCCAGAAGAGGGAAACCAAUUCUCAGCCCUAGCUGUUGCUGCUCCGAACCAGCUCCGCCGACAGAAGCGGUCUAAUGAGCUUGUCCGAGUUACAAACCUCAGUGUGGAAGACCAGAGAUACUUCAGGGAGAUAGUUAGGCGAACUCGAAUGGUAUACGACGCGUUGAGGAUAUUUUCCAUGACAGAGGAAGAGAGGAGAAGCGGUCCUGGAGCAGGAAGGCGAGCUCGUGGUGAUUUACGGGCUGCUACAUUGAUGAGGGAUCGUGGGCUUUGGCUUAAUAGGGAUAAAAGGAUUGUUGGCUCUAUUCCUGGAGUGUUCAUUGGAGACUUGUUCUACUUUCGAAUGGAGCUUUGUGUUGUUGGUUUACAUGGGCAGUCUCAAGCUGGAAUUGAUUACUUGCCUUCAAGCCAAAGUUCGAAUGGUGAACCAAUUGCCACUAGUAUUAUUGUGUCCGGCGGAUAUGAAGAUGAUGAAGAUGCUGGUGAUGUGUUGAUUUAUACGGGGCAUGGCGGACUUGAUAAGCUUCACAGGAUGUGCAACCACCAGAAGCUUGAAGGAGGUAAUUUGGCUUUAGAAAGAAGUAUGCAUUAUGGUAUUGAAAUUAGAGUGAUUAGGGGUCUUAAAUAUGAAGGUAGUCUAACUACUAAAAUUUAUGUUUAUGAUGGUUUAUAUAGAGUUGUUGAGACUUGGUUUGAUGUGGGGAGAUCUGGUUUUGGUGUGUAUAAGUUUAAACUUAUAAGAAUUGAGGGUCAACCUGAAAUGGGUAGUACCCUAUUGAAACUCGCUCAAAGCUUGAGGACUAGGGCACUGCAGGUUAGGCCUGUGGGGUAUCUUAGUCUUGACCUUUCGAUGAAGAAGGAGAGAGUGCCCAUUUUUGUUUUUAAUGAUAUUGACGCUGAUAAUGAUCCGUUGUACUAUGACUACCUUCCGAGGACGAUUUUCCCUCAUUUUGUAUAUGCGGGUGGAAAUAUGGGGUGCAACUGUGUCACUAGUUGUCAUGAUGGGUGUUUGUGUGCGAUGAAGAAUGGAGGGGAGAUUGCUUACGAUCAUAAUGGUUUUUUGUUGAGAGGUAAACCUCUAGUAUUUGAAUGUAGCAGCCACUGUGGUUGUCCUCCUAGUUGCCGGAAUCGUGUAAGCCAGAAAGGACUUAAGACUAAGUUGGAAGUGUUUAGGUCCAGGGAAACCGGUUGGGGAGUUCGGACAUUGGACUUGAUACACGCUGGUGCAUUUAUAUGUGAAUAUGCUGGGGUUGUUCUUACAAGGGAGCAGGCUCAAGUUUUCACCAUGAAUGGCGACAGUCUUAUAUAUCCUGGCCGGUUUACAGAAAAGUGGGCUGAAUGGGGGGAUUUAACUCAAAUAUAUCCUGAUUAUGUGAAACCAACAUAUCCCUCUAUUCCUCCAUUGGAUUUUGCCAUGGAUGUUUCAAGGAUGAGAAAUGUUGCUUGUUACAUAAGUCAUAGUAUUAGUCCCAACGUGAUGGUGCAAUUGGUGCUCUAUGAUCAUAACAACAUUUUGUUUCCUCAUCUUAUGUUGUUUGCAAUGGAGAACAUCCCACCAAUGCGGGAACUUAGCCUUGAUUAUGGGGUUGCUGAUGAAUACACUGGAAAGCUCUCUAUCUGCAACUAGAAUAGUUUUUUUUAUCAACUAUCAUAUCCUUGGAUGUGUUGCAGUGAAGUGCGUUGGAAGUAUGACGCGUUAAGAUCUAGCUUGGUUUUUAGGGAUUUCAAAUCAUACAAUUUUGUUCAAAUCAUGGGGCAGUCGUCUUUUGCAAUAGAAGAUGGAAGACUUGACAUGCCAUUGGGUUCAUCAAGGUGAUAAGUUUGUUCUGCAACGGUGUAUACCAAUUUUUUUUAAUUUGUUUUGGAUGUUGUGGAGAUGCCAAAACCAGUGAUGGAAUUUUGGACGGUGGAUGAAAAUGGAGCUUCAGCAAAUUAUAAUUACAGUGCAGCAUGGUCCCUCGAGGGAGGGAGACUGUCGCUUUUUGCUGCAGCACAGUUCUCGAGGUAGUUAAAAUGUUAUUAGGCUGAUGAUAUGAAGGAUUGUAAUUCGUGUUCGACUGUAUAUAUAAUGUUGAAAUUUCAUGAGUUUGUACAGUUAGUAAUUAUAUGUAUGCGACUAUCCAUGGAAGGAGGGUAGGUGGGUUGGAUUAAUCCCCUGCUUUAGACUAGAAUGGCUCCAUUUAGUAUGUCAUCAGAUAGGCAGAGUGUUGUAAUUUCUGGGAGUUAUGUCUACUUUGUUGGAAAAAUAUAUAGCCCUUCUUUUGUCGUGCCGAGUUGUCGUAUAUAUAUAUAAUACGUCAGCAUAAAGGAUGAUAAUGUAACCAUCUCGUUCAGCAUAAAAGGAUUUGUUUUCCUCUA
This is a messenger RNA of Spinacia oleracea (spinach), 3142 nucleotides long. RefSeq names its product histone-lysine N-methyltransferase family member SUVH2. Bases 411 to 2411 code for a protein of 666 amino acids. The transcript is spliced from 2 exons. Lineage: Eukaryota; Viridiplantae; Streptophyta; Magnoliopsida; Caryophyllales; Amaranthaceae. The record is from RefSeq and is a predicted model, not a curated record. Gene Ontology annotation, molecular function: double-stranded DNA binding; protein binding; histone methyltransferase activity. Gene Ontology annotation, cellular component: nucleus.